UGUAAGGCUGGUCAGAGCUUGAAAGGUGUCGACAAUUGCUCCAGAGGAGCAAUAAGGUGGCCAUGGCCAUUGCCGAAUCGAGUUCGGCGGCAAUGAAAUGUACAGUGCUCCCCGAUAUGAACCCAGUGAAGCUCUAGCAUUGAUACUUACGUAUGUUUUGCUCACCAUUGCAGGUUUCUUUUGUACUUCAUCGAGAUUCAUUCAUUUUUUCAAUUUUAGGUUCCUCAGUUGAGAGAUUCAGACCAUCUUCGUCUUUCUCAUUAAGACCUAGAGGUUUGGCGAGCGCCGGAUGUGGACUUGGGUCAUUUGUUCGUUUCUACUUCGUGUCGAUAACUUCAGUCCAAAGCGCACCCUUUCAGUCUUACAGCUCUUGGUCUUUGAAGUUCAUUCAAGACAGCGUGGCAUAGGAUCACAAUUCUUGCAAGGGCACUGUUUUUCUGUUCUGCAGAAGGAUAAUUAUGUUCCCUAAAAAUUACUGGAUCGUCUUGUCGAUGAUGCUCGUGUGAGAUGUGCCGUGAAGUGGGCAUGCAGGCCAAUUCCACAGUAUUUCAUUGAAGUUCCAGUGAAAAAGGAUCUUUAGGGUUUCCGUACGCGCUAGGGGAAGUUAGGGACAUCCUUGUGGAUCGCUGGUCUGUUUCUUCUUUCUUCAGGGACGCUGUAGAUCGGAGCCUGUAUUGCUGAAACUGUGAACAGGUUGCAAUCUUGAUAUGUAGUUCUCCUUGUCCUUCUUUUGAUCGUGAGGCUUGCAGCGUGCUGGUGAGGGUUCGCAUUGAUUCUGAUCUCGACGAAAUUAAGUUAUAUAUUCUUUGAUUGAAUUUCGAUGGUUUUGUAGGUCCGAUUGAAUUUCUAUUUAAUCUCAGCUAUCAAGUCCUGGGGUCCACUAGAAUUCAGAUUGCAGUUUUUCCUGACAUAAUCUGAGAUGCAUCUCUGUGACGGUUAUUGGAAUUGGGUGCACUCUAGAGUUGUUUAAUUGAUGAUCCGUGUCUGACAAUUCCAGUGGUAGAGCGUCUUCUUGUCACAUUUUUACUCACAACUAGAAAUAGAGCAUAGUGCGCCUGAUGGACGAUACUAGGCUGGGUGCAAUUGCUGGCGCAUCUGCUGAGCGAGGAGGCAUCAGCUCGCUCGGUUCAGCUGAGCACGAGGACGCAAGGCCUGACUCUGGUUUUGAAGUGAAGAAGUUUGAGAUGCCAUCCGUGGUGCAUCUGAAUGUUGGGGGAAUGAUGUUUGCGACCACGGUGGACACUCUCACCCAAAGAGACACAGACUCGAUGCUUGCGGUCAUGUUCAGCGGCCGGCACCGGCUGCAUAUGGAUUCCAAGGAAGGUGCAGUCUUUAUCGAUCGAGAUGGAACCCACUUCAGGCACAUCUUGAAUUGGUUACGUGACGGAGUGAUUCCAAUGUUGGAAAUCUCCGCAUACCAGGAGCUUCAUAGAGAGGCUGAGUACUACCAGCUUAUGGGGUUGGUGGAGAACAUUACACCUUUUCUGUGCAAGAAAGAUGAAGAUGACAACACGAAGCCGGAGAUGAGCCGGCGAGAUGUAAUCAAGUGUCUCCAAUUUGGGAAAAUGAGGCUGCGAGGAGUGAAUCUUUCAGGGCAGAAUCUAUCGAAACUAGAUUUGAGCAAUGUAGAUCUCAGCUAUACGCAUUUGAUCAAUACUUUCUUCUCUAGGGCAAAGCUGCAUAAUUCCGACUUCACAGGGAGCGAGGCAAACGGAGCUAAUUUUCACUAUGCAGAUCUAUUCUCUUCUCAAUUUUCAGGUGCGGGGAUGGUUGGAGCGGUUCUUGCUGGUGCAAACUUGCAGAGUGCAAAUCUGGCUGAUGCACGUCUUAUGAAUGCGAGUUUUUGCAAUGCAAACUUACGUAGUGCUCACUUACAGAACGCCGAUCUUACAAAUGCAAACUUGUCGGAAGCCAACCUUGAAAACGCCAAUUUGAAAGGAACGAAGCUCAGUGGCGCAAACCUUCGAGGUGCAAAUCUGCAGCGUGCCUAUCUCAGGGAUGUGAAUCUAAGGGACACCAUAUUGGAAGGUGCUUUAUUAAAUGGUGCCAACCUUCAAGGAGCUAUCCGAUGAUCCGAACUUUAAAGAGUGUACAUGUUGCUGCGUUCUAUACAGGGUGCUUAUAAGUCUAUUGUCAUUCACGGGUCACCAAAUCUGAAGACAGGAAUGUUCCACUGUGUACAAGCAACUGGUGCAAAUUCUCUCAUGUUUUUGGUGAAUAUGUACAAGUUCUUUACCAAUGUUGGCCAUUGUAACUGAAAAUUAAUCAAGUGUAAUUUGUUUCUACCAUACAGAUAGUCUGUCUGCAAUGUACAUAGUAAACAGAAUGUAGCCAUGAAGGAGCAGUAAUUUUAUACGGGGAGAUAGCAUCGAGUAGGUUCUAUUAUGUGGAAAGAGUUUCAACACCGGCUGAAACUCGAGUAUUACCGUUAUGCCGGAGACAGAAGUGGGUAUUAUGUUCAUGUCAGAUUCAUUGUGCUGGAUUUACCAGCUGCCGUCGAAUCGUAUGCAUUCUAUUUCCUCCAGAUUUGAAUUCUUCAUGUGAUUUUUUCA
Physcomitrium patens is the source of this 2552-nucleotide messenger RNA. RefSeq lists its product as uncharacterized. Gene Ontology annotation, molecular function: protein binding. The record is from RefSeq and is a predicted model, not a curated record. Gene Ontology annotation, biological process: protein homooligomerization. NCBI's taxonomy places the organism in Eukaryota, Viridiplantae, Streptophyta, Bryopsida, Funariales, Funariaceae.